UCCCGCCUACAGCUGGAGGGCUCCGCCUCCUCACUACCGAGCUAGAAGCUGGAGGCGCGGUGGGGCGGAGCGGCGGGUCCCGACCCCGCUGGGGUGGGGCGAAUCCCGUCCCAGCCGGUUGCCCCGGACUAGGGCAGAGGUCCAGGCCGACAGGCCUUCUGCGGCGGUGCUGCACUUCUGUGCCUUGAGGCUCGCCCUGGAAGCAGGCCUAGUGUUCUCGCCUCGCCGCUCCGCGAGGCAGGUCCCGGGUCUCGCGCGUGUCGCCUCCCCCCAGCGCCCGCCGCCUGGAGAGUCGCUGGCCUUGAUCGCUGCCUAGUGGGAUAUAUCUGCAACUUGAAGGGAAGAUAAAGGAAAAAAUCUUUGGAAUAGAUGGGAUUUUGUCACUUUCUGUGAACUAAAGCGAUUCAAUGUCUCUUUUGGAUUGUUUCUGUGCUUCACGUACACGAGUUGAAUCACUCAGACCUGAAAAGCAAUCUGAAACCAGUAUCCAUCAAUACUCGGUUGAUGAGCCAGCUAUUUCCUGGUCCCCUCCAUGUGCUACAACCAAUGAAGUGCUGUGCUCCACGGAUGCCACUCACUAUGAACUGCAUGUGGAGAUAGGAAGAGGGUUCGACAACUUGACCUCUGUUCAUCUCGCACGGCACACUCCUACAGGAACACUGGUAACUAUAAAAAUUACAAACCUGGAGACCUGCACUGACGAGCGUCUGAGAGCUUUACAGAGAGCGGUGAUUCUAUCUCACUUUUUCCAACAUCCCAAUAUUACAACUUACUGGACAGUUUUCACUGUUGGCAGCUGGCUUUGGGUUAUUUAUCCAUUCAUGGCCUACGGUUCAGCAAGUCAGCUCCUAAGGACCUACUUUCCUGAUGGAAUGAGUGAAACUUUAAUAAGAAACAUUCUCUUUGGAGCAGUACGAGGGUUGAACUAUCUGCACCAAAAUGGCUGCAUCCAUAGGAGUUUUAAAGCCAGCCAUAUCCUCAUUUCUGGUGAUGGCCUGGUGACCCUCUCUGGCCUGUCCCAUCUGCAUAGUUUGGUUAAGCACGGACAAAGGCAUAGGGCUGUGUUUGAUUUCCCACAGUUCAGCACCUCAGUGCAGCCGUGGCUGAGUCCAGAACUACUGAGACAGGAUUUACAUGGAUAUAAUGUGAAGUCUGAUAUUUACAGUGUUGGGAUCACAGCCUGUGAAUUGGCCAGCGGGCAGGUUCCUUUCCAGGACAUGCAUAGUACUCAGAUGCUACUACAGAAACUGAAAGGUCCUCCAUAUAGCCCACUGGAUGUCAGUAUUUUUCCUCAGUCAGACUCUAGAAUGAGAAAUUCCCAGUCAGGAGUAGACUCUGGGAUUGGAGAGAGCGUGCUUGUCUCCACUGGAACUCACACAGUCAAUAGUGACCGGCUCCACACGCCAUCCACAAGAACAUUCUCUCCUGCCUUUUUUAGCUUGGUGCAGCUGUGUUUGCAGCAAGAUCCUGAGAAAAGAUGAAAGAAGAAAGCCAAGACUCCAUACUCUCCCUGCUGCCACCUGCUUAUAACAGGCCAGCAGCGUCACUGCCACCAGUGUCACCGUGGAGCGAGCUGGAAUUCCAGUUUCCUGAUGACAAAGACCCAGACUGGGAAUUCUAGGGUUCCAAAUCAUUUCAUGUCCUCUAUACUUGACAGCCUCUCCUUGCUGCUUGUCUUCUGUCUUGUUAGGUACAAAUGACAAAUCUAUACUUGAAAAUACAGUUGGUGCACUGGAGAAUGAUCAGUUAAACCACUCUGUUCAUGGGGCACGAAUUGACCCUCUCUGCCCAGAUCAGAACACCCGCACGACCAACGUCAGUUAUGCCCAGCUCAGCCAGUGUUGGCUCUCCUUUCCCUUCCUUUCCUUCUCUCUUCUUUCCCACCUUCUAAACUGUGACUGGUACUUUCUGGAUCUCAGUGAGCUUUUGACCUGGUUAAUUUUCUUCUACAUUUUACUGUGCUCUGGGGAAUGAAUCCUUCUCAGGACAGUGCUUCCAGAGCAUCUUUUCUUCCAGAUUCACUAGCCUUUUUGACCAGCUGUUGUUAGAUGAACAGGCUGGUUUACUCUGGUACAAAGCCCUUUUUUGGAGAAGGGAAAAUGUUUGUACUGUCCCUUUUACCUAUGGCAACAUCAGACUGAGCCUUGCUCACAUUGAAUAAUUCACUCGAACUAUAAAGAGAAGAUGCAGUUUGCAUUUCAAAAGAGAAGGGGCUAACAUAUCACUUUUCUACCUGUGUAAAUUAUAAAUCAUUAAUUCAUGCACCCUGUGGGAGCUCAAUAAAAAUGUAUUAAAUUGAACGUUCCUUUUAUUUAUUUUGUGUGGCUUAAUAAAGCUAGUACACAGAUUUUAA
Molecule: messenger RNA, 2353 nt
Organism: Rattus norvegicus (Norway rat)
Lineage: Eukaryota; Metazoa; Chordata; Mammalia; Rodentia; Muridae
Source: RefSeq, a predicted model, not a curated record